AUGUCAGGCUUGCUAGGUGCCGGAUAUGAUUCCAGCGACGAUGACUCUACCGGCGUCCCCAAGGCGUCCGUGACGACCGCAACCAAGGUCGUUGCUGCACCAGAAGUCAAUACAGAGGAUCAAGCACACAUGCAGCUGACCCUCGCCAAUACCUCUUCGCAAGCUCUCACAUACAACGCCACUUACGAUGAUUUGACACGACCUUCGCAAGGUCCCGAAAACCCGUUCAAAUCAGCUGGUCCGGGCAAUGGCAUCAAACGCAAGAACGUUCCAACAGGUUUUGCUGAGGAGGGCGCUAUCAGCGAGUCCACCUUCAAUGUGCAACAUCGGACCUUCCAGAGUCUGGGAUACACCCGCAACCCGACUCUACCGGAUCAAUUCGUGGGAAAUAUGGAGAAUGUUGCGCAAUAUGGCGGCAAGGAUGUUAUACAAAUGAAGCCUUCGAAGGAAGUGUCUGCUGCUUGGCGCGGCAAGCGCCAAAAGAAGGGCGACUCGAGCAUCAUUGAAGGUGACGGCUCGUACCUGGGUCCGUGGGCGAAAUACCAAAAUGCACAACAAUAUGAACAGAUCGAGGUUGGCUCGGAUGAGGACCGUGAGCUUGCUAGUGAUGAGGAAUAUGUGGUGGCGGGAGAGGAGCCUUCUGCUCCUACAGCCCUGAUGCCGGCUAUGAGCAAAGAAGCUACAGACUACGGGGCCGAUUCCUCCAAAGAAGAGACCACCGAGUUCCACGGCUCAGAGGAGUUCGAUUAUCAGGGCCGUACAUAUAUGCAUGUCCCUCAAGAUCUGGAUAUCGACUUACGCAAAGAGCCCGGUACUACCAAGAACUAUGUGCCCAAGAAACUCAUCCACACCUGGAAGUCACACACAAAGCCUAUUACCUCGCUUCGUUUCUUCCCUGGAUCAGGUCAUCUGCUGCUCUCCUCUGCGGCCGAUGGCAAAGCCAAGAUCUGGGAUGUGUACCACUCUCGGGAGCUCUUGCGUACAUUCUCAGGCCACUCUAAGGCCAUCUCAGAUACAGAUUUCGAUCCCACAGGCAAAACCUUCCUCACUGCUUCGUACGACCGACAGAUCAAGCUUUGGGAUACAGAGUACGGUAAAUGUAUCGGUCGGUACUCGACGGGCAAGACGCCGCAUGUUGUACGCUUCAACCCUAGCCCAGAACAUUCACAUGAGUUCCUGGCUGGUAUGUCAGACAAGAAGAUCGUGCAGUUCGACACCCGAUCCGGUGAACUGGUCCAAGAAUAUGACCACCACUUGGCUGCCGUCAACACCAUUACCUUCGUCGAUGACAACCGCCGCUUCAUCACUACCUCAGACGAUAAGUCGCUGCGUGCUUGGGAAUACGGAAUUCCCGUACCAAUCAAGUUCAUCGCCGAGCCUUACAUGUUUGCCCUUACUCGUGCAACACCCCAUCCCAAUGGGAAAUACGUUGCCUUCCAGUCUGGUGACAAUCAAAUCGUCGUAUACGGAGCGACUGAUAAGUUCCGACAGAACCGCAAGAAGAGCUUCCGCGGUCACAAUAAUGCUGGAUAUGGUAUUGAUAUCAAGAUCUCUCCUGAUGGGCAGUUCAUUGCUUCUGGUGAUAGCGGUGGUUAUGCUUGUUUCUGGGAUUGGAAAACUGGGAAGAUGUAUCAUAAAAUUCUUGCUGGGGGUAAGGAAGGCGGUGCUAUUACCUCUCUGGAAUGGCACCCACAGGAAACCAGCAAGGUUGUCACUGGCGGUUUGGAAGGCGUUAUCAAAUACUGGGAUUAA
Penicillium angulare is the source of this 1752-nucleotide messenger RNA. Its product is annotated as WD40 repeat domain-containing protein. The transcript is spliced from 2 exons. NCBI's taxonomy places the organism in Eukaryota, Fungi, Ascomycota, Eurotiomycetes, Eurotiales, Aspergillaceae. Gene Ontology annotation, cellular component: catalytic step 2 spliceosome. Gene Ontology annotation, molecular function: mRNA binding; protein binding. The record is from RefSeq and is a predicted model, not a curated record. Gene Ontology annotation, biological process: mRNA splicing, via spliceosome. Bases 1 to 1752 code for a protein of 583 amino acids.